AUGAAGACCCAACUCGAGAACAUGGGUUUGGACUACCAGGCGCCCGUGUUUCCAGGCAAGGCGCCCUCCCGUCAGAGGAAGAAAGGCGCCUCGAAGAAGGGAGGAAGUGCCAAAUCUUCUUCGACCAGUGCUAAGGCUCGAGGCGCAGCCGACGCGCCUGUCGUUUCGGCAGGCAAGGGAAAGGGGCGUUCAAGCCCGCGGAGGAUCAAGCCUCAACAGGUGCCCAGCGCACGGAGGAAGAGCGGGCGCCGGAUGAUGUCCACAAAAAGGAUGAGGUGCUUGUCACUGUUCAGUCCGACUCCGAAUUGGAUGUUGACGACAUUCCUCUUACUCAGAAACUCAAGAGGAAGGCUGAUGAUGAUGCCUCGGCGCGCGGAAAGAAGCAGCGCACAAGCGCGGAGGAAAGGGUCCCAGAGUUUGUGGAAAAAUGGCUCCAACCACCCAGGCAUAAGGUUAAUAUCGCCUGUUCUGACAGAUCCGCAUUGGAGCGGAGUUUCGGCGCUCGGCUUUGCGUUUCAUGCAGCCGAAGUACUGCGCGCACCUAGUGACGUGCAAGGAAAGAAUUUGUGGGGAGAGGUGGCGCGUAUGGCUGCCAUGUUUUUGUUUCUGAACAGAUGCUUUUUGUUGGCAAAAAAUGGUGCAAUGGCUCACGAGGAGCAGCGCAUGGGGGAAGUGGAAGCCUCCUCUUCUCUUGGUGUGGUGCGCGAUGACCUGGAGACGGCCCAGAGGCGCCAGGCGGAGCUGGUGCAGGCGUGUGAUGACGCCACUCUUGAAGCUGCCAAGGCUGCGUCACUCCUCCAACAGACAAUGGACGAGGAGAAGAAGAAACUGAAGUUGGAGCAUGAGGCCGAGCUAGAAACCGUCAAGAGGGCGCAUCAUGAGGAGAUGGCCAAACUCAUGAAGGAAAGGGCCGAUUUGGAUAAAGAAGCAGGCGCCCAGAGGAGUGAAAUCGACCUUCUCAUUGAGGAGAAGAAGACUUUGCAAAAAGAGAAGAAGAUCCUGGCCCGGGAAAACAAGAGGCGCCAGGAAGAGUUGGAGGCGCUUAAGGGCAAGGCUACCUCCGAAGCGCCUGUCUCUGAUAUGGCGCUUAAGGCCCAGGCUUCUCUCAACAGCAUCCUCAUUCUGAAGAGGAAGUUGGAGGCUGACCAUCCCACUAUCAACUGGGAUGUCAAGGAGAUGGCCAACUUCGUCAUCGACUUCAUGAGCAGUGGGCGCCCCGUUGUGGACCCGGCUCCUGCGCCUCCUCAGAACCCGGUGGAUGAGGGAGAAGACUCAGGGUCUGGCUCGGAGUCUGACGAGGAGUCAGCUGGCGAAGAAGAGGGUUAG
This is a messenger RNA of Linum trigynum, 1326 nucleotides long. The record is from the annotation of a GenBank genome assembly. Lineage: Eukaryota; Viridiplantae; Streptophyta; Magnoliopsida; Malpighiales; Linaceae.